GUCGUAGCGCCGGUUGAUGUCAUCCCCAAUAAUGGCGAGCUGCCGACCCACCUGCCCCAUGGUGCUGGAGGAACAGGAGACAGGAGGCCUCAGGCUGUCUUCUUCCAAGGAAAAUGAGCUGGAAUCCAUGGAAGCUCCCUGGAGCUGCCUCCUUACAUUGUACAAGCAGCUUCAGAAAUCAGCCCUGGCCAAGUUUUUCCUUCAGGAAUUCUCCUCCCAGGAAGAGGAAGAGGAAAAGGAGAAGGAACUCUUACUCAAACUCUGUGAUCCAGGAACUGUUGAUCUCCAGUCAACAGAUGCAGUGGGAUUUGUGGAGUUGGAGUUAAAGAAGCUUCUAGCAGCACAGCAGGAUUUCUGGAAGACAGGCAGGCAAGAGGGCCAGGAGCUGCUGACCCAGCCGGAAGUCAGCCUGGGAGAGGCAGGCAUUGUGGAUAGCCAGGGACACCAUUCUGAGACUGAGAGAGAAGGAAACAGCUCCCCUGGCUUUGAGGAGUGCUGGGGGCCUGAGGGAGGAAUACUGAAGCAGCAGAGGCACCAUCCUAGGCUGGAGACAAAGGCCCAGAGCCACGUGGGUGUCAUGUUGUCCAGAACAGAGCCCCUGCUUCUUGAGGAGAUGGAUGAGAUGGGGAACUGACUUCCAGAAGAAGCAGCCGGUGAUGCCCUGAGUUUGCUUGGUCACUGGGCCUCUGGAACUCACAUAGGGCGGGGGGGUGUCUCCCUCUUUGGAGCUCCUGAGAGCUCAGCAGACUGUCCACACCUCUCACACUAAGGCUUGUGAUGUUAUUAAUAAACCCUGUUUGACCUCAA
Molecule: messenger RNA, 807 nt
Organism: Erinaceus europaeus (western European hedgehog)
Lineage: Eukaryota; Metazoa; Chordata; Mammalia; Eulipotyphla; Erinaceidae
Product: gametogenetin-binding protein 1-like
Exons: 6
Coding region: 17-634 (205 amino acids)
Source: RefSeq, a predicted model, not a curated record